GAGAACAACAAAAACAAAAACCUUAGAAAUAAGUUUAAGCUUCCUCUCUGGGUUUGGACCUAGUUGGCUGUGGUAUGGCUAAACGCAUCAAGAAGGUUGGCAUCGUUGGUAAAUAUGGAACCCGCUAUGGUGCCUCCCUCCAGAAAAUGGUGAAGAAAAUUGAAAUCAGCCAGCACGCCAAGUACACCUGCUCCUUCUGUGGCAAAACUAAGAUAAAGAGAUGGGCUGUGGGGAUCUGCCACUGUGGUUCCUGCAUGACAGUGGUAGCUGGUGGUGCCUGGACCUGCACCACCACUUCAGCUGUCACAGUAAAGUCUGCCAUCAGAAGACUGAAGGAAUUGAAAGACCAGUAGAAGCUCCACAGACAUUUGGAAUAUCACUAGCCUACAAUAAAUGGGUUAAUUUAUGUUAAAAAAAAAAAAAGAAAUAAGUUUAAGACUGGCCCAUAGCUUAGCAUUUAAGUGCUAAGUUUAGAGAGCUGGGUCCUACAUAACUGACCAUGAUAUGAAUUCUGGUCCUAGAAACUUGAAAACCAUGCUUUAUAGAUGCGCAUGCAUGCCCAAAAUCCUGAUGGGAUAGAGAG
Tupaia belangeri chinensis (Chinese tree shrew) is the source of this 583-nucleotide messenger RNA. RefSeq names its product 60S ribosomal protein L37a-like. Gene Ontology annotation, molecular function: large ribosomal subunit rRNA binding; structural constituent of ribosome. The record is from RefSeq and is a predicted model, not a curated record. Gene Ontology annotation, cellular component: cytosolic large ribosomal subunit; ribosome. The transcript has a single exon. Gene Ontology annotation, biological process: translation. Bases 75 to 353 code for a protein of 92 amino acids. Lineage: Eukaryota; Metazoa; Chordata; Mammalia; Scandentia; Tupaiidae.